Penicillium griseofulvum is the source of this 3747-nucleotide messenger RNA. Its product is annotated as Phosphotransferase KptA/Tpt1. The record is from RefSeq and is a predicted model, not a curated record. Gene Ontology annotation, biological process: positive regulation of TORC1 signaling. The transcript is spliced from 6 exons. The coding region runs from base 1 to 3747 and encodes 1248 amino acids. Gene Ontology annotation, molecular function: transferase activity; protein binding. Lineage: Eukaryota; Fungi; Ascomycota; Eurotiomycetes; Eurotiales; Aspergillaceae. Gene Ontology annotation, cellular component: cytoplasm.
AUGGAGUCCGCCAUUCGCUGGUCCCCGACCUCGUCGGCCACUGAACAACGCUUCCUGUCAGUCGACGUCACGGGGAAAUCGUUUCGACUGUGUAGGGUGACUGGGUUUGACGGCAAAAAUCUACGCCAUGAAGUUCUCUCUACCCUGACCAAUGUCCCUGGGUUUCGCGCAUUCGACUGGUCUACUUCAAAUGAGAACCUGAUCGCCGUGGGUCAAUCGUCUGGGGAGGCCACCAUUCUACGCCUCGAUGGGGAUGCCAAGGAAUCUCUUUCAUUCCCAGUCCGCAACCAACGGUACUGCAAUGCAGUUGCAUUUAGUGCACACGGUCUUGUGGCGGCGGGUCUCGAUCGCGUUCGGAACGACUUUUGUUUGAACAUUUGGGAUGUGAACCAACGACUCAGUCCUGCUGGUGGAAGUAAAGGAUUUACUGAACCUUUGCGGAAGCUCGCCAGCUCAGAGCCUAUCACUAGUAUCAAGUUUUUCCGAGACCAGCCUGAUACGAUCGUGACUGGUGUCAAAGGCCAAUUUGUUCGGAUCUAUGAUCUAAGAGAGGGGCCUGGAAAUCCAUCAUUACAAUUUCCCACUCGGUGUGUCCAUAAUCUAGCUAUUGACUGGCUUGAUGAGAACUAUAUUGCGUCUUGCAUUCCAUCAAACGAAAGCACCAUCUGCGUGUGGGACCGUCGCGUUGGAUCUCGACUGGCAUCUCCAUCAAUGGGGUCUUCUGCCGGCGCCGCAGAGAUAGGUCAAGCGACACCUGCUUUGGAACUCAAAAAUGUUUUCCAUCCUAAGUCUUCCAUCUGGAGCUUGCGCUUCUCACGGACAAACCGAGGCAGUCUCGCUGCGCUGUCCAGCAGCGGCCAUUUCAAGAAUUAUGACAUUGCUAAGGACUACUUGCCGGAGGAGUAUCGCUCUUCGAUAGACGAGACCCUUGGUCAGGGAUCUUCCAGGAAUUACCCAGAAUCAGUAUACACCAAGCACGUGCGGGAUGUAUGCGUACCAUUUGAUAAUCCCACUCGUGGCUACAAAGAAAAGGACCGGAUUGUUUCAUUCGAUUCUCUGAAUCUUAGCUUGUCUCCUCAACCAAGUGCUAUCGCACUCGAUGGCAAUGGACAGCCCCAGAUCAUCACCGCGCGACCCCCGUGCGCACCCAUUGAUCUAUCUUCACGCAGUGUGCUAGCUUGUGGCAUCUCAUCGAGUGACUCAGAUGUGCGAUCGAUUCACCCACUGUCUGAGCAUAUUUCACCAAUCUCAGACCUGAUCGGGAACAUUAGGUCACGCGUCUGCUCGACUUCGCAAGAGCAUGGCGCAAACUCAAAUGGUCAGCUGUUCGUGUCAAAGAAUAGUGAUUGCGAGCCUGUCCCAAGCCACGAGAACCGGGAACGCGCCAUGGCUCUCGGGGCUAUGGGUGUUCCUCUUACUGCUAAAGAAGCGCUCACUCUAUGCACAAUCAAUCAAUCCCGGUGCAAAGAGGGUUAUUUGUUUGAUGAGGCUCGAAACCGAAAGGUGGCAUCUGAUGAUCAAGCUCUACAAGAUUUUUGGGAUUGGGUUGAACGUGCUCGAACUGAGUCUUCUGGGACGUCAAUGGUUGUCAAGGGCUUAGACCUGAAUUAUCUAGGUGUGAACAAUGUUUGGAAUAAUGACCUGGGUAAUGGUUUCGAACAACGUUGUAUCAGCGCUAAGAAAGCCGAUGUUAAAUCAGUUGCGGAUGCAGUAGCAACUUUGGCAAUUCAGUUGGACCUCCCCGAGACUAAAGGUUGCGACACGGCUUACCCUGAUCACCGCCGGCUCUGUCUCCGUCUCUGUGGUGCGACGCAAUCUUACCAUGAGCUGGAGGAAUCAGUGAAAGCUUUAUCUGGUGAAGACCAGCAUACCAAGGCUGCUGCACUGGCUGUCUUCCAAGAUGAGCCUAAGCUGGCUUACCUUGGACUGCGAAGUAACAACCCUACUCAAGCUCAUAAAUUGCUUGCCAUGGCGAUCGCCGGUGCCUCCAAGGGGGACAAUGACACAGACUGGGAGGAAACCUGUGCGGAAAUCGCGAAGGAGCUCACCGAUCCAUAUGCCCGGGCGAUCCUAGCCCUUGUGAGCAAAGGUGACUGGAACUCAGUUAUCAAAGAAACCACGCUACCUCUCAAGUAUCGUGUAGAGGUUGCGCUACGCUGGCUUCCAGAUGACGAACUGACUGAGUAUCUGAAAGAUGCUACAAGCCAAGCGAUUCGCCAAGGCAAUAUUGAAGGAGUUGUACUCACUGGCUUGGGUCAUUUGGCCAUGGGUCUGUUCCAAUCGUAUAUUGGGAAAUUCAACGAUGUCCAAACUCCCGUGCUAGCAAUGAGCCAUACCGUGCCGCGGUUUAUUAACAACCAAAAACACAUUGUCCAGUUCGAGGCCUGGCGCGAGACCUACCGGCGACAAAUGAACUCAUGGAAACUCCAACUUGAGCGAGCCCGCUUCGACGUCAGCUCUCGUCGUUUCGCCGUGACUGCGGAUGGUCGCAAACUCGUACCACCACCGCCGCAGCAGGUCAGCCUCACCUGUAACUACUGCACAAAUCCGCUCACUCAGCACGAUGCUUCAUCUCAGCUCUCGCCAUCUACUAAGAGUGCAGAGACUGUUCAUCCCACCACCGGGAACCCACUGGCAGCCCCGAUCAUGUCUGGGACUUUGUGUCCGCGUUGUGGUCGACAUAUGCCACGCUGCGGCGUCUGCACCUUGUGGUUGGGUUCACCGGAUCCGAUGUCACGCGCUGGUAUUGCUGCUGAAGCCGAGGCGGGCUCUCGCAAGCCCACUGAGACUGAGGUGAUGCGACGCCUACUUCUACGACAUGCCGCGGAGAAGGAAGGGCUGAAGAUGAACGCGCAGGGUUAUGCGAGCGUGCCAGAUGUGUUAAAUUGGAGGAAACUCAAGUCACUAAAAGUCACCUUCCCCGAGAUUCUACACGCCGUCGAGUCAUCCGAUAAAAAGCGCUUCGCCCUCCUUCACAUUCCAUCCGCACAACCCACCAAAUCCACAACCCAAGCAACAACAAUACCAGUGACAGCCCCCGAUGCAGAGCGCGAUGCCAACACUAUCGUGGGUGAAUCCCAACCCGAGACAACAGUCUUGGAAUCCGCACCCGCCACAAGUGAAGCCCAACAAACAGCCACCGACCAAGCAUUAUCCGUGAAAGACACCGACCCGUCGAACUUUUUAAUUCGCGCAACCCAAGGCCACAGCAUCAAAACCGUAGAUGCUGCCUCCUUCCUCGAGCCGCUUUCCCUGUCCGACGAAUCGAAACUACCCGAUACUGUCGUCCACGGCACGUUCCACGCGACCUGGCCUGCGAUUCUACAAUCCGGUGGUCUACGCUGUAUGGGACGGAAUCACAUUCACUUCGCUACUGGUCCAUCAUUAGAAUCGGUGCUUGCUACUCACACCGAUGAUGCUCCGCAGGGUAAACCCAAGCCCGACUCAGGCGUCAUCUCGGGCAUGCGGCGCGAUGCGCAGGUUUUGAUCUAUAUUGAUAUACGCAAAGCGCUGGCAGCAGGGGUGCCGUUCUGGCGCAGCGAGAAUGGGGUCAUUCUUAGUGAGGGUAUACCUGUUUCGAAGAGUGGGCAGGCUGAGAAGGAAGAACAGAAGUUCGUCGGGUUGGACUUUUUCGAUGUGGUAGUAGAGCGCAAGGUUGGACUGGGUAAGAUCUGGGAGCAUGGUGAGGUUUUGCAGGAACUGCCGGAGAAUCUCACAAAGAAGGGAAAUCCUAAAGCCCGGCGAUGA